Molecule: messenger RNA, 621 nt
Organism: Venustampulla echinocandica
Lineage: Eukaryota; Fungi; Ascomycota; Leotiomycetes; Helotiales; Pleuroascaceae
Exons: 3
Coding region: 1-621 (206 amino acids)
Biological process (GO): mitochondrial electron transport, NADH to ubiquinone
Source: RefSeq, a predicted model, not a curated record
AUGCUUCCAACGCUGAGAUCUCGAGCUGCGUGGCAGAUUUCCAGAAGGGCUCAGGUGUCUGCGAGACGAACUUUUGCCGUCUCUGCAAACAACAGACAAGAGGAUCCCAACUCACUUCGUGAUGUCAAGCCUGUUUCCAAAAGCAAUGUGCUCCCAGUUGAGUCCGGCCAGACUAGCAGCGCUCUCCAGGAGGAUGUGGAUGUCGGCGAGCGUGCAAGAGUGAUGCAGGCGCCAAAUAGAGCCACAACCUGGGCGCGAAGCCAGGAACCAAGAGCGAAGGCUAUGUCAGGGCCGCGAUUUGAACAAACGAUUAUGGAAGCCCAGCCAGCGCCUAUGGCUGCCAUCAGCUUAAUCCACCAACAACCCGUUCGCUGGACACAUGAGAGUGUGGUGUCGUGUGAUGGAGGUGGCGGGCCAUUGGGCCACCCGAGGAUCUUUAUCAAUACCGACAAACCUGAGAUUACCCCGUGUGGUUACUGCGGUUUGCCUUUUGCGAACGAGCAUAACAGAGCGCAUCUUGAGUCUCUAGAGACCACCCCAUAUCCCUUAGAGCCACUAGGCAGACCCGCUGAAGUUCAGGAGAACCAACGGAUCACCGAUGAGGGGCUUGGGCAGAGAUAA